Messenger RNA from Haemonchus placei, 585 nucleotides. The record is from the annotation of a GenBank genome assembly. NCBI's taxonomy places the organism in Eukaryota, Metazoa, Nematoda, Chromadorea, Rhabditida, Trichostrongylidae.
UGACAUGGUAGGAGUUCCAAACAUUCCGAUAAUAGGUGCUUCAAUGACAAAAACGUUAUUCCCCAUUAUCGAGCUUUCACUGGUUCCGGACGAAGAUGCUGUCCCAUCUUUAGUGCUCUCCGGUCCAGUGCUUGUGCAUAUAUCAGUUUUCGAUGGUACUCUGUUUCGGGUCGAUAUUGUCUCACAAAUAAUGUUCCUCUCACUUGUAUUAUCUUCGAACGGCACCUUUUCGUCUUUCACGCAUUUCAUGGCAACCCGAACCUCUCCAUCCUCCACACCAUAUGCGGGGUAAUCCAAUUUCAUUUCCUGCGCUUGAACAGCCACCGAAGGCUCUGGAAUACAUGUUGAAUCAUUCAGGUAAGAGUCCGCACAUAGCUCCAGCUCAGAUUCACCGUGGUUCGGUCUUUCCGAUUCUGCAUGCCACUUUUUUUCCGCGCUGUCACUUUGGCUGGCUUCCAAGUUCUGAACUAUCUGCUCACUCGGCUCCGUAUUGCUACUACCAAGCGCUUCUGAAGCCGCAUAAGGCUCAUGUCUAUUCAACUGGAUUUGGUCACGACCGGGUCACUGAAUGACAUUCUUCAUUGA